UUUCCACCCGACACCGAUCUGCAUCCAAUAAGUCGAGAUCUUCCAACACGUUAGAAAAUUGGCCGUCCACGCUUGAUGGCGUCGAUGGAGGAAGACGGCGGCGGCGGCGGCGGCGGAGGGAGCAACAAGAAGAGGAUGGAGGCGAUGAUAAGUACGAGGCUGUCGGACGUGGUGUUGGACAUAGUGAUGCCGUACAUCCACGACCCGAAGGACCGCGACGCCGUGUCGCAGGUGUGCCGGCGGUGGUACGAGCUGGACUCACUGACUCGGAAGCACGUGACCAUCGCGCUCUGCUACACCACGUCACCGGACAGGCUCCGCCGCCGCUUCCCCCACUUGGAGUCCCUGAAGCUCAAAGGAAAGCCACGCGCCGCCAUGUUCAACCUCAUACCUGAGGAUUGGGGCGGUUUCGUUACUCCUUGGGUUAAAGAGAUCUCUCACUACUUCGAUUGCCUUAAGAGCCUUCACUUUCGACGAAUGAUCGUUAGGGAUAUGGAUCUUGAGCUUCUUGCUCGUUCCAGAGGCCAUGUUCUUCAAGCUCUUAAGCUUGAUAAGUGUUCUGGCUUCUCCACUGAUGGACUCUACUAUAUUGGCAGAUUUUGCAGGAAUUUGAGAAUCUUGUUUUUGGAGGAAAGCGCGGUGGUUGAGAACGAUGGUGAAUGGCUCCAUCAGCUUGCUCUAAACAACACAGUUCUUGAGUCCCUCAAUUAUUACUUGACGGAUAUUAACAACCAUGUUAGGAUUCAGGACCUUGAGCUCAUAGCCAGAAACUGUCCCAACUUAGCCUCUGUGAAGAUUACUGAUUCUGAAAUCAUGGACCUUGUCAACUUCUUCAGAUAUGCAUCGUCACUCGAAGAAUUCUCAGGGGGCACCUACAAUGAGCCACCGGAGAGGUACAAUGCCGUGGUGUUGCCAGCAAGGUUAAGCCGAUUGGGUUUGACAUACAUUGGAAGUGAUGAAUUGCCGAUUGUGUUCCCUUACGCCACACUACUCAAGAAAUUGGACCUUCUAUAUGCAUUGCUGGACACAGAGGAUCACUGUAAUUUAAUUCAAAGGUGCCCCAACUUGGAAGUCUUAGAGUCAAGGAAUGUAAUUGGGGACAGAGGAUUAGAAGUACUUGCCAGCAGUUGCAAGAAGCUAAAAAGGCUAAGAAUCGAAAGAGGUGACGAUGAUCAAGGAAUGGCUGAAGAAGCAGGUGUAGUUUCCCAGAGAGGACUAACUGCUCUGUCACAAGGCUGCCCUGAACUUGAAUACAUGGCCGUUUAUGUAUCCGACAUCACAAACGCGUGUUUGGAACACAUAGGCACCCACCUCAGAAACCUCUGCGAUUUUCGCCUCGUCUUGCUCGACCGAGAGGAGAAGAUCACUGAUUUGCCCCUUGACAAUGGGGUGAGGGCACUGCUAAGAGGUUGCAACAGACUGAGAAGAUUCGCAUUGUACCUUAGACCAGGUGGCCUCACUGACGUGGGGCUCGGUUACAUUGGGCAAUAUAGCCCGAAUGUUAGAUGGAUGUUACUCGGCUACGUUGGUGAAACCGAUAGAGGACUCUUGGAGUUCUCAAAGGGUUGUCCAAGCCUUCAGAAGCUUGAGAUGAGAGGGUGUUCAUUUUUCAGUGAGUAUGCAUUGGCUGUUGCAGCGACACGGUUGACUUCUCUGAGGUACCUUUGGGUGCAAGGCUAUGGAGCGUCUCGUUCGGGGCGUGAUCUUCUGGCAAUGGCUAGACCAUUUUGGAACAUCGAGUUGAUCCCUUCGAGGCGUGUGGCCAUGAAUGACAAUGCUGAGGUCGAGCAUCCAGCUCACAUUCUUGCAUACUACUCCCUUGCCGGACCGAGAAAAGAUUUUCCAGAUACUGUUAUACCUUUGGAUCCAGCAGCAUAUGUUAAAGAUGAAGACAAUUAGAUAUCUGUAUAUAACAACAACUUUUCUUUUUUGGAAUCCUUUUGAAAGUCUCUGUUUCUAAGUUGGUUGUCUUGUUCUUUUUAGUUUAGAUGGUUUUCCCCCUUCAAAUUUUCUAUGCAAUUUGUAGCCGUAGCGUAAUUAUGUAAUAAGCUUUGUGUUUUUUCUGUUGUAAUUCAGAAAAAAAAAUGGUUCUAUUUCCAAACUCUUGUUCUCUUUCCAAUGAUGUGCAUGCACAAUUUUGUGAAUAUAAAAAGCGAGGAUUGGUUUCUCUUUGUUGUU
This is a messenger RNA of Arachis duranensis, 2178 nucleotides long. RefSeq names its product coronatine-insensitive protein 1. Gene Ontology annotation, molecular function: protein binding. Gene Ontology annotation, cellular component: SCF ubiquitin ligase complex. The record is from RefSeq and is a predicted model, not a curated record. NCBI's taxonomy places the organism in Eukaryota, Viridiplantae, Streptophyta, Magnoliopsida, Fabales, Fabaceae. The coding region runs from base 76 to 1899 and encodes 607 amino acids. Gene Ontology annotation, biological process: SCF-dependent proteasomal ubiquitin-dependent protein catabolic process. The transcript is spliced from 3 exons.